AUGCAUUUAGAUACUAAUGAUAGCUUUGAAAGAAAUGAUGACAUUAAUUUAAAUGCAUUUGUUAAAAAAAAAGAAAAAAAAAGAAAAAGAAAUGAAAAGGAUGAAUCAGAAAGUUCAAACGAAAACAGUAACCAUAUAGAGAAGCACAAAGAAAAUAUUAUAAAAAUAAACAGCGAUUUUAUGGUAAAUGAUUCUGAAAUAUAUGAUAGAAAUUUAUUGCCUAAUAAAAAUUAUAUUAAACAAAAUGAGCUUGAAAAAGAAAGAAAUGAUAAAAUUAACUAUAAUAAAAAAAAUACAAAAUUUAUGAAAAUAAACACAAAUUUAAAUAACUAUUCUAGUGAUAUACAAAAUGAUGUAAACAUGUUAGAUUCAAGAAAAAGUAGUUCUGUCACAUUUUUUUCAAAAAAAAUAGGAACAAAUGAAAAAAAAAAUGAUAAAAAUUUAUCAAAAAGAACAGAAAUAAGUAAUAAUAGUGGAAAUGAUAGUGAUAGCUCCAAUUGGUUAGAACAUAUUAUUAGAGAUAAAGAAGAGGAAAAUGCUAAAAAAAAUGUCAAUAUUAAUUUCAAUCAAGUUCUUAUCCAAACAUCUAACAAAAAUGAUACACAAGAAUUAUAUGAUGAUGGGUUUGAAAAUAAUGUAUUUAACAUUAGUGUAUUGGAUGAUGCAGAUAUAAAAAGUUUUUAUGGAACUACUGGGAAAAUAAUAAAAUUGAGAAUACGUAAUUUUUUAAAUCAUGAAAAUUUAGAAUUAUCUUUUAAUUGUUAUAAAAAUAUAAUUAUUGGAAAAAAUGGAAAAGGUAAAAGUGCAAUAGCUCAAGCUAUAGCUGUUGGGUUAGGUAGCCAAGGGAAAAAUGCAGGUCGAGAUGCGAGUAUAGCUAAUUACAUAAAAGAUUAUGAUAAAAAUAAAAAAAAUUUAAUUUGUCAUAUUGAAAUAUUUUUGUCAAAUUCUGGUAUUAAUUCAUUUAAAAGACAUAUAUAUGGAGAUAUACUAGUAGUGAAAAGAGUUAUAUCUUCUCAUAGUAGUAAAUUUUAUAUUUAUGGACUUAACAAUUGUAAUCGAAAAUCUGGUUUAAUGUAUCCAAUUUUUAGUGACACAUCAAAACGGGUUCAUUCGAUUCAUAAUACAUUAGAUAAUCCGUUUAAUUGUGAAUCUACAUCUAAUUUAGAUGCAAGUUACCAAUCAGUAGGUCAAAGAAGAGAACAAAAUAGGGAAUCUAUAUUUAAACAAGCGCAAAAACGAGGGUAUAUAGAAAACUAUCUCAAUGUAAUAAAAUUGAAUAUAAAAAGUCCAUGUGUAUAUUUAGAUCAAGAAAAAGGUAAAAUGUUUUUUAGUAAUAUUAGUGAAAAAGGAUUAUAUAAAUUUUUUAUGACAUCUGUUGGUUUAGAUGCUGUAGAAGAAGAAAUUGAAAAAGAAACUAACCAAUUGGAAGAAUGUGAAAAACAGAUAAAACAAAAAGAAAUAUUAUUAUCACCACAAGUAGAAGAAUUAAAUAAUAUGAAAAAAAGAAAUGAUUUAUUAUGUUAUGAAUUUAAAAAGUUAAAAAAAUAUGACAAUUGUUAUAAGGUUUUUGUAUUUUAUGAAUUGCUAAAAAGCACUAUAAUUUUUUUUAAUGAAUAUUUAAAAUCUGAAAAUUUAAAAAAUGAAAAAGUGAUAAAUAAUAUAGAAAACAAAAUGUGUAAUAUUGUUAAGAAAAAUGAAAGCAUUAAAGAGGAACUAAAUAAAUUGAUAAAUAUGAAUAAUAAAAUAUACAAUUUAGUUUCAAAAAAUAUGACAAAAAUAAACAAAUAUACUAGUAUGCUAAAUGAAUUAAAAGAUUUAAAAAGUAGUUAUAUAAAACAAAAAGAAUACAUAGUAACUGAUUUAAGCAUAUUGAAUAAAAGAAAAGAAAAUAAAAAUUUAAUAAAAGAGCAUUUAAAUAAAUAUGAACAUCAAAUGAAUUCAUUAAAUGAAAAAAUGACAAAUGAAAAAAAAAAAGAAAAGGAUUUACAAUUAGAAAUCAAUCAAAAAGAAAAUCAAAUUUACGAUUUAGAAUAUUCUAUACAAAAAAUACAAAAUCAAAUUCAAGAAAUAGAUAAACAAAUAGAUAUAAUUACUAACCAAGCUACAGAAAUACAAAAAAUUAAAAACAUUCAUAUUAAAAAAAAAAUGUAUAUAUAUGGUUAUGAUAUAUAUUCAAUACGGAAUAAUAUAAAACAUACAUAUAAAAUCCUGAACAAAUCUGAAAGGGAAUAUUUCCCAAUUCCAGAUGAAUGGAAAUUAACAAAUCAAACAUCUACAAAUUUUGGUAAAUAUGAAAAUAAAAAUGAAAAUAUAUUUAAAUAUGAACCCAUUGGACCUAUUGGAGAAUAUAUAAAAAUUAAUGAUCGAUAUAAAAAUGAUAAAAUUUUUUCUAUAAUUGAAAAACAUCUUGGUGAUAUAUUUUAUUCUUGGCUAGUCAGUUGUUAUGAAGAUAAAAAUAAUUUGAUAAAAGCUAGCAAUUUUGGAAAAAACAAUAUUGGAAAAUUAAAUAUAAUAGUUACAAAUUCAUUUAAUCAUAUAACUCGUGAAAUUUUAUUACAAAAUAUAAAUUUUUUUCUAAAAAAAAUUAAUGGAAAUACAAUAUAUUCAUAUUUAAAUAUAGAUUUACUUCCAACAUCUUUAUUAUUUUAUCUUUAUGAUAAUUUUAAAAUUGCACAAACUUUAAUUUGCAACGAUUCAAAUCAAUUACAAGAAAUAUUAAAUACUAAUGAUAAAAGAAAUAUUAAAUCGAUUUAUGUUGUUAAUGAAUAUGUUUUAGUUAAAGUUAUGUCAAAUGGUGGAUUGCAUUAUCAGCCAUUCAAAGAAGAAAAUUAUAAAACUCCAAUUUUUUUAAAUUUCGAAAAAAAUGAAAAUGAUUUUUCAUAUAAUAAGGAAAACAAUCAAAAUAGUAAUGACUUAAAUAAUAAAGAAAAGGGAGAUAGUAAUAGUGGGCUCACAAAAGAAGAACAAUUAAAAGACUUAAAAGCUGAAAAAAUGAAAAAAAAAGACGAAAUUGUUUUUACAUCUAAAAAAAUAUUAUCUUAUAAAAAUGUACUAGAAAAAUUAAAUGAAUCUAUAAAAAAGUGUAAACUUUCACAAGACGAAUUAAGUUAUCAACUCAAAAAUGUUGAUGAACUUAUACAAAAUCAUGAUAAAAUAUUUUCUGAACAAUUAGAUGCCAAAAUUAAUGAAAUAGAAGAAAAUACAAAUGAAAUUAAUGAAUACAUAAAUAUAAUUGAAAAUAAAAAAAAAAAUGCAGAAAAAUUGACAUUUUUUCAUAAAUAUUUUAUGUCUACACAUAUAGACUAUUUAAAAAAAAAAAAAAAAAAAUUCAACAAUAUGAUAGAAGAAUAUGAUAGUUUAAAUGAAAUAUUAAUUAAGUUAGAAAAAGAUAAAUUAAAAAAUGACGAAAUCUGUAUAAAAAAUAAACAAAAAUUCUUAGCAUCUUUGAAUAAAUUGCAUUCUAUAUAUUUUGAAACAUUAAAUAAAGAUGGUUUUCUUGAUAAAAUUUUUUUAAAAAACCCAUUUUUGGUAUUAAAAGAGAGAUCUACAAAUGUGGAAAUAGAAAAUGUAGUUAUAGAAAAAAAAAUAGACAAUCAAAAUGUUGGUGAGUUAAAAAAAAAAACAGAGAAAAAUAGUAUAGAUAAGAAGGAUAAGGAUUCUGAAUUAUCAUCAUCAGAAAGUGAAAAAAUUGGUAAUAAUAACUAUGAAAAUGCAUAUAUUGAUAUGCGAUUUAUAAUAAAUAAUUUUACAAGAAAUGAAUUUGAAAAGGAAUCAUUAUCUACCCCUAUCCCACUAUCUUGUCUAAGCUCAUUCAAUAAAAUGUUUAUUAUUUCUAAAGAUUGUGAAAAUAACAUAGAUAUUGGAAAUAAAUGUAACGAAAAUUCGAAGGAAAUAAAUGAAAAUAUGUAUAAUAUUAAUGAUAAAGAUAAAGAAGGUGAAAUACCAUAUAUAAUAAAUUUAGAAAAAUAUGUUAACGAAAUUUUAAAUAAUAUAAUAAAAUCCGAUCAAGGAAAUGAAGAAUCGAGAAAAAAUGAAAGAGAAGAAGAAAUGAAUGACUUGUGGAAUGAUAAUAAAAUAAAUAUAGAAGGAAAAAAAUAUUCAGAUAUUUUAUGGAAAAAAAGAUGUGAAAAAAAAAUGGAAAUAACUGAAAUACUUAAAACAUAUGGAUUUAAUAAUAAUGAAUCAACAGAUAAUUCAAUGAAUAUUUUUUUUAAUAAUUUAAUAGAUCAAUAUUCAAAUGAAGAAAAAUGUUAUAAUAUUCAAAUGAGGCAAAUAUCUGAUUUAAAAAAAAAUUAUGAUAUGCAUUUAUCUAAUAUUAAACUUAGAAAAGUUAAAUAUUCUAAUGUUUUAAAUAAAACAAAAGAACAGGUUACUAGCCAUUUUAUAACCAUAUUAAAAAGUAUGAAUAAUUAUAAAGGCAAAAUCGAAUUCGAUGAUUUUAAAAAAAUAAUAAAAGUUAUGAUAUCAAUAAAUCAAGAUUCAUCUAAUAAUACUUUUAUGGAAAUUUCUUCUUUAUCGGGCGGAGAACGAUCUACUAUACAAAUGGCCCUUUUGGCUUCUAUGUCGCUAACUGAAAGUUCAUCAUUUCAUAUGUUUGACGAGCUUGAUGUAUAUAUGGAUGAGCUUACUCGCGUUAAGAACAUGCAACAAUUCUGCAAAUUCAUUGAUAGCAAUGGCAAUAAACAAUAUUUCUUCAUAACACCUCACAUAGAAAUAACAGAACUCUUUUGGGAGGAGGCAAAGGAAAAAAAAGCUAAAAUCUUUAGUUUGUCAUAA
Messenger RNA from Plasmodium berghei ANKA, 4776 nucleotides. Its product is annotated as structural maintenance of chromosomes protein 6, putative. Gene Ontology annotation, cellular component: site of double-strand break; Smc5-Smc6 complex; nucleus. The transcript has 3 exons. Gene Ontology annotation, molecular function: ATP hydrolysis activity; damaged DNA binding; single-stranded DNA binding. Gene Ontology annotation, biological process: double-strand break repair via homologous recombination. The coding region runs from base 1 to 4776 and encodes 1591 amino acids. NCBI's taxonomy places the organism in Eukaryota, Apicomplexa, Aconoidasida, Haemosporida, Plasmodiidae. The record is from RefSeq and is a predicted model, not a curated record.